Molecule: messenger RNA, 399 nt
Organism: Prosopis cineraria
Lineage: Eukaryota; Viridiplantae; Streptophyta; Magnoliopsida; Fabales; Fabaceae
Product: cytosolic sulfotransferase 5-like
Exons: 1
Coding region: 1-399 (132 amino acids)
Biological process (GO): sulfation
Cellular component (GO): cytoplasm
Molecular function (GO): sulfotransferase activity
Source: RefSeq, a predicted model, not a curated record
AUGUUAAGACCAGAAACCACAGAGAAUAACUCGAUGGAAGAUUCGCUUGAGAUGUUUUGCCGAGGAGUGAGCCUUUUUGGGCCGUUUUGGGAUCACAUGUUGGGGUACUACAAGGAGAGUUUGGAGAGGCCGGAAAAGGUAAUGUUUCUUAUGUUUGAGGAGCUUAAGAGUGAGCCUGUUAGAGUUUUGAAGGACCUAGCUGAGUUCAUGGGGUAUGGUUUUUCUGAAGAGGAAGAUAAAAGUGCUGUUGUGGGUAAUAUAUUGAGGCUAUGUAGUUUUGAGAAUUUGAGCAAUUUGGAAGUAAACAAGACUGGAAAGUUGUCCACUGGAAUGGAGAAUAAGAAUUUUUUAGACGCGGAGAAGUUGGAGAUUCCAAGAAUUAUCUCACAUCAGACAUGA